Dendronephthya gigantea is the source of this 1156-nucleotide messenger RNA. Its product is annotated as pyrroline-5-carboxylate reductase 1, mitochondrial-like. Bases 42 to 881 code for a protein of 279 amino acids. Lineage: Eukaryota; Metazoa; Cnidaria; Anthozoa; Malacalcyonacea; Nephtheidae. Gene Ontology annotation, biological process: L-proline biosynthetic process. The transcript has a single exon. The record is from RefSeq and is a predicted model, not a curated record. Gene Ontology annotation, molecular function: pyrroline-5-carboxylate reductase activity.
GAGAUUUAGGUUCAGAGGGUCGUAUUAAAACUUCUAUCGUGAUGAGCGUAAAUAAAGUCGGUUUUGUUGGCGCAGGAAAGCUCGCUCGUGUAUUAACUAUGGGGUUUAUACGAGCAGGGAUUGUGACAGCCAAAGAUGUUAUAGCUAGCGCACCCACAGAACGUGAUAUCGAAGCCUUUCGAGACAUUGGUUGCCCUGUUACCACAGACAAUAAAGCCGUUGUUAAAGAUAACUCUGUCAUUAUUCUCGCUGUUAAACCGCAAACUCUACACUCCGUUGUACGAGAAAUAGCUCCAUUGGUAACACGAGAUCAUUUAAUUAUUUCUCCAGCGGCUGGGGUAACUUUACGUUCAAUACAAAAUGAACUACCAGGUCGAUCCCGAGUUGCGAGAAUGAUGACAAACCUUGCUGUUGAAUAUCGUGAAGGAGCCACAGCAUUUUGUCAGGGUCGGUUUAUGGAAGAAGAAGAUUAUGAAACGAUGAUGUACUUAUUUUCAUCAGUAGGAUAUUGUUUUGAAACUCCGGAAGGGUUGAUGGACGUUAUGACAGGAUUGGUUGGAGGUGGACCUGCAUAUAUGUAUUUGGCUAUUGAAGCACUUGCUGAUGGUGCUGUAGAGGCUGGCGUGAAUCGACAAGAUGCUAUUCAGCUUGCUGCAAGAGCAGUCUCUGGUGCUGCUAAGAUGGUUUUAGAAACAAAACAACAUCCUGGCGAACUAAAAGACAAUGUCUGUUCAGCAGGUGGAUCAACAAUUGCAGGUAUAUUUGCAUUAGAAAGGGCCAGAUUCCGAGGUGCACUUAUGGAAGCAGUGAAGGCAUCAUCUGAACGAGCUAAACAAGUUGGGCUUGAAGCAAUUCAAAUCAAAUCAUAUAGUGGAAAAUAAGCAAAAUAGCAGUUGAAUAUACACAGUAUAGGUGCAAUCCAACUCCUGUUUUCUUCAAGCUAUUGUUGCUACUUAUUGAAGCAGAAAAGGAUUUGCAUGGACAUUGUUGCUCUUUAGCCAGCAACAAAUAAAACAGAUAUAUAACUAUUACAAGUACACUCUCGGGAACUCUGGGUUGGCCAGGAGGGGUAAUUAGCAUUCGUAACAAAAAAAUUGUCUCCGAAGAAAUAGAUUUUACAAUUGCAUGAUUUUUUCAUGCACCUGGUGAAAAAAAA